Molecule: messenger RNA, 1049 nt
Organism: Theobroma umbraticum
Lineage: Eukaryota; Viridiplantae; Streptophyta; Magnoliopsida; Malvales; Malvaceae
Product: small ribosomal subunit protein eS6
Biological process (GO): translation
Cellular component (GO): ribosome
Molecular function (GO): structural constituent of ribosome
Source: RefSeq, a predicted model, not a curated record
GCGGAGGGGUAUAAAUAAGUAAGAGGGAGCUCUUUUUCAAAACCCCUAAGCAGAAGAAGGCAAAACGGACCGGAACUGAUUUGAACGCGGCCGCUUCUUCUCCACUCCGCCACCAUGAAGUUCAAUAUCGCCAACCCGACUACGGGAUGCCAAAAGAAGCUUGAAAUCGACGAUGACCAGAAACUUCGAGCAUUUUUUGACAAGAGGAUCUCUCAGGAGGUCAGUGGAGAUGCUCUUGGAGAGGAAUUUAAAGGCUAUGUGUUCAAAAUCAUGGGAGGAUGUGACAAGCAGGGAUUUCCAAUGAAACAGGGAGUCUUGACUCCUGGUCGUGUCCGUCUCUUGCUGCACAGAGGAACACCUUGCUUCCGAGGAUAUGGUAGGCGCAAUGGAGAGCGAAGGAGGAAGUCUGUUCGUGGAUGCAUUGUGAGCCCUGAUCUCUCUGUUCUUAACUUAGUAAUUGUGAAAAAGGGUGAGAAUGAUCUUCCUGGACUGACUGAUACUGAGAAACCAAGAAUGAGAGGUCCCAAGAGGGCGUCAAAGAUUCGUAAACUCUUCAAUCUCUCAAAGGAGGAUGAUGUCCGAAAGUAUGUCAACACUUACCGUCGUUCAUUCACCACAAAAACUGGAAAGAAAGCCAGUAAAGCUCCCAAGAUUCAGAGAUUGGUCACUCCAUUAACUUUGCAGAGGAAGAGAGCAAGAAUUGCUGAUAAAAAGAAGAGAAUUGCGAAGGCGAAGGCAGAUGCGGCUGAGUAUCAGAAGCUCCUUGCACAGAGAUUGAAGGAGCAGAGAGAACGUCGUAGUGAGAGUUUAGCCAAGAAAAGAUCCAGGCUUUCUGCUGCUUCUAAGCCUUCUAUUGCAGCUUAAGUUGCCUCAGAAAUUAAAACCAGUCAGAUUACGACGGUAAGUUGAAUGUCAGGAAUUUGUUUUCAUAUUUUGAAAGGCUUUACAACUGCAUUUGAAAGUGCUUCGAUAUUGCUGAGUUACCGGAUUGUUUGAUUUAAAACAUUCAAUUUUGACAAUUUAAGAGUUGCAGCGCAUCAAGUCAUUCA